AUGACUGCGCCGAGUCCCCGAAAGCGCCUCUUCCUCUACCCGGAACCCGUCCGCGCCCCCGAUCUCCCUCCCAGCCCGCAGAGAAAGCCGAAUCCGAUCCUUUAUGGAUGGUUACUCUUGGCAGCAGCUUUUCUUAUCGAAAGGGUUGGCUUCAUCCGCAGAAAGGCGUGGGAAGAUGCCGGGUUCGGAUGUCUACGCGCAAUCUGGGACCACAUCGCCUUGACUGAACCGCGCUAUGAUCCGACGGUGUUUCCUUUCCAAGACGAUGACGAUGACGAUGCCGACGUCGCGUGCGGCCGUGUCGGCCAUGUGCAAACGACGAGCCCUGGGUCCCGGCAACAUCAUGAUGAACCGCCAGCCGCGCACCCAGUCCCGCAUGAAGGAAAGAACUCCGUCGCGCUCUAUCGAUCGUUGUAUCUCUCGGGCGAGCUGACACCGCUCGAUGUCGCUCAGACCAUACUGCCUCUCAUCCGGCGCGACAGCUCGCCGCCCGGCGAGCACUCGGUGGCGUGGUUCGAGGUCCACGUCGAGUCGGUGCUCGCAAUGGCCGCGGCCUCCACGCAGAGAUACAAGGAGAAGAGGUCCCUGGGCCCGCUGGACGGCAUCCCGACGGCGGUCAAGGACGAGUUCGACAUGGAAGGGUACAAGACGACCUUGGGUUCCCCAAACGACUACACGAGCCUCCACGUGCCCCAGCCCAAGGGCAACGACGGUGACAGCACCAAGACAUCGUGGUGCGUGAGCCGAGUAAUCGACUCGGGUGCCGUCGUUCUGGGCAAGCUUUCCAUGCACGAGUUUGGCAUGGAUACGGCCGGCUACAACAUCACAUACGGGACGCCGAGGAACCCGUACAACCCAUCGUACUACGUAGGCGGAAGCUCGUCCGGCUCCGCCUACGCCGUCGCCGCCGGGCUCCUACCUGUCACGCUGGGCAGUGACGGGGGCGGAAGUCUCCGGAUCCCGGCGGCCUUCACCUCCGUCUUCGGUCUCAAGCCGACGCAUGGCCGACUCUCCUUCUUCCCCGGACAGAACCACAGCAGCAGCGCCGCCGUCAACGGGCCCAUGGCCGGCGACAUGCGCUCCCUCAUUGCGCUGUACAACGCCAUCAGCAGGCCGCACCCUCGAUCGGCCUUUUCCUUCCCCCGCGUCGUCGCGAUGCCGUACCCGUACCGGUCCAGCCUCGAAGAAGCCGCCGACGACAACGAUGGUGCGACGCGCCCAAAGGUGCUCGGGAUCCCCGAAGCGUGGUUCGCGCGCGCCAGCCCCGCCGUCCAGACGCUCUGCAGGACCCUGGUCGACCGGCUGGCGCAGCGCAAGGGCUACCGCGUCGUGCCGGUCGAGAUGCCGUUCACGCAGGAGGGACAGGCGGCGCACGCCAUCACGCUGCUGACGGACGCGGCCACCCUCGUGCGCAACAACACGACGGGACUGUCCGCCGCGAACCGCAUCCUGGUGGCGCUCGGCCGCGCGACGCCGGCGUCCGACUACCAGCUCGCGCAGCGGCUGCGGCACGUGUUGAUGCGGCACCUCGCGUGGCUCUGGCAGCGGCACCCGGGCAUGGUGCUUGUGACGCCGGCGUCGGCGUGUGCGGGCUGGCCCAUCCGCAGCGAGCGCGAGCUCGCCUACGGCGUCAGCGACGGCGAUCAGACGAUGCGGUCGAUGGAGUACGUCUGGCUGGCCAACCUCUGCGGCGUGCCCAGCAUCAGCGUCCCCGCCGGCUUCGCGGCGCCCGGGGCGGCGGAGACUGAGGUCGCGGACCGGGACGCGCCGGCCAAGGUCCCCGUCGGUCUGAUGGGCACAGGGGAGUGGUGCGACGAGGAGGCCCUGUUGCGGUUCGGGCUGGACGCCGAGGAGGUGGGCGCAGACCUGCAGGUCCAGCCGCCCAGCUGGGUCGAUAUCGUGGCGCUCGCAAAGGCAAAGAAGCAGGAUGAAGCUGCCAAGGAUUGUUGA
Colletotrichum destructivum is the source of this 1950-nucleotide messenger RNA. RefSeq names its product Putative amidase. Gene Ontology annotation, molecular function: catalytic activity. NCBI's taxonomy places the organism in Eukaryota, Fungi, Ascomycota, Sordariomycetes, Glomerellales, Glomerellaceae. The transcript is spliced from 4 exons. The record is from RefSeq and is a predicted model, not a curated record. The coding region runs from base 1 to 1950 and encodes 649 amino acids.